Messenger RNA from Ostrinia furnacalis (Asian corn borer), 855 nucleotides. RefSeq lists its product as uncharacterized. The coding region runs from base 1 to 855 and encodes 284 amino acids. The transcript has a single exon. The record is from RefSeq and is a predicted model, not a curated record. NCBI's taxonomy places the organism in Eukaryota, Metazoa, Arthropoda, Insecta, Lepidoptera, Crambidae.
AUGUCGGAUUCAAGCGGCGAAGAGACAACCGGGACUACAAACGUCAAUACGAAACCACGGCAUAACAAGAUGGCAGACGCUGGAACUACGUCAUUACCACCGCCCAUACAGAUACGUAUCCCACCAUUUUGGCCUGAAAAACCGGCGAUUUGGUUUGCCCAGGUCGAAGGACAGUUCGCAAUAAUGCGUAUUACCGACGAUGCCACGAAAUUCUACCACAUAUUGGCCACACUCGACAGACAAUACGCUGCAGAGGUCGAAGACAUUUUGACCGGCCCAGCUGACUACAAAAGGCUAAAAUCGGAGCUCAUCAAGCGAUUAUCGGUGUCACGAGAGAAUAAAGUAAAACAAAUCCUGAUGCAUGAACAACUCGGAAACCGUAAGCCGUCACAAUUUCUACGGCAUUUGCAACACCUUGCCGGUCCUGACAUACCUACGGACUUCCUAAAAACGAUAUGGACGAGCCGUUUACCCACAGACCUGCAACCUAUCGUAGCAUCCCAGACAACUUUAUCUCUCGAUGCACUCGCAGAACUGGCUGACCGGGUCAAUGACAUCACGACUCCAACUCAGCAUGUCGCGGCAACCUCGUCUUCACCUAUCCACGAGUUAACACGCCAAGUGGCAGAGCUGACAAAGCAAGUGAGCGCCCUGUCAACCCAAGUCAACAACCGAUCGCGCCCUAGAGAUCGGCAACAUCAGAAACAACGAGACCGCUCUCAAUCGCACCGGUCGCAGUCCAACUACCGACGACACCCGAUCUGCUGGUACCACUACAAACACGGCAGCAAAGCCAUGAAGUGUAUCAAGCCCUGUGACUUCAAGGCGACGGGAAACACCCCAGGCAGUCAGUAA